AUGGCUGCUGUCUCCGACCCCGUGGACUUGGGAGCGGCCUGGAGAUCCGCGCGUCCCGAGCCCUGUCCCACCCGCUUCCACCAGGUGCACGGUGCCAACAUCCGCGUGGACCUCUCCGGGACGCGGGCCACACGCGUGGAGAGUUUCGCUCACGGCGUAUGCUUCAGUCGCGAGCCGCUGGCCCCGGGCCAGGUAUUCCUGGUCGAGAUCGAGGAGAAAGAGCUGGGCUGGUGCGGGCACCUGCGCCUCGGCCUGACCGCGCUAGACCCCGCCACUCUGGCCUCCGUGCCCGAGUUUUCGCUGCCCGACCUAGUCAGCCUCGGCCACACCUGGGUCUUCGCCAUUACGCGCCAUCACAACCGCGUGCCCCGGGAGGACCGCCCGGAGGCAGAGGCAUUGGCCCCCAGCCACCCCCCGGCCCUCCUGGUGGAACCGUAUCUGUGCAUCGAGCAGUUUCGCAUUCCCCGCGACCGCCUCGUGGGUCGCAGCCGGCCCGGGCUCUACAGCCACCUCUUGGAUCAGCUGUAUGAGCUGAACGUGCUGCCACCGACCGCGCGCCGCAGCCGCCUGGGCGUUCUUUUCUGCCCACGCCCGGACGGCACUGCCGACAUGCACAUCAUCAUCAACGGCGAGGACAUGGGCCCUAGCGCCCGGGGGCUGCCAGCCGCCCAGCCUCUCUACGCAGUGGUGGACGUGUUUGCCUCCACCAAGAGCGUGCGCCUGGUCCAGCUCGAGUAUGGCUCCUUCUUUCCACAGUGCCGUCCCUGCAGACUCUCUGCCGCCUGGUCAUCCAAAGGAGCGUGGUGCACCGGUUGGCCAUUGAUGGGCUCCACCUGCCAAAAGGACUUAAGGAUUUCUGCAAGUACGAGUAAAGGCCUGCAGCGGCCCUAGAACUGGGCCACGAGCAUGUCCUGGCCCCGGAGCCGGCCAGGCCUGGAAAUAAACACAGCUGAUGCUGACACCCAUCAC
This is a messenger RNA of Mustela lutreola (European mink), 969 nucleotides long. RefSeq names its product neuralized E3 ubiquitin protein ligase 2 (gene NEURL2). Gene Ontology annotation, molecular function: ubiquitin protein ligase activity. Bases 1 to 891 code for a protein of 296 amino acids. The record is from RefSeq and is a predicted model, not a curated record. Gene Ontology annotation, biological process: intracellular signal transduction. NCBI's taxonomy places the organism in Eukaryota, Metazoa, Chordata, Mammalia, Carnivora, Mustelidae. The transcript is spliced from 2 exons.